Polychytrium aggregatum is the source of this 1020-nucleotide messenger RNA. RefSeq names its product mitochondrial carrier domain-containing protein. Gene Ontology annotation, molecular function: L-ornithine transmembrane transporter activity. The annotation marks the transcript as partial. Gene Ontology annotation, biological process: mitochondrial L-ornithine transmembrane transport. The transcript has 3 exons. Lineage: Eukaryota; Fungi; Chytridiomycota; Chytridiomycetes; Polychytriales. The record is from RefSeq and is a predicted model, not a curated record.
GCCGGUCUUGCCAAGGCGCUGGCCACCAAGUCGGCGUUCACGGCGACGGCCGUCAGCAAGGGCCUGCUCAAGUGGUGGUUCCGGUUCCCGGUCAAACUCUUUCGCCCCGUCGCAGUCAACCCGUGGCUGGUGUUCAACAGCAUGGCCCAGAAGGAGGGCAAAAAGGUGUCGGUCAAGUACGUCCGAGAUGUGGUUGCCGAUGAAGGGUGGGGUGUCCUUGGCAAGAACAUGAUGCCCCUCCUUGUCGCAAAUGCCUGCGUUGGCGCAUUGCUCUUCAACGUCUAUGGCGGCGUGACCGACUACAUGGAGGCCCAGGGCUCGUUCCACUACCACACUCCGUUCGUGGCGGGCUUCCUUGCUGGUGGGGCACAGGCUGCUCUUGCAACCCCGCUCGACAAUAUGCAGCGGCACGUCAACCCCGCCGAUAUUGUCGAGCGUCGGCACGAAGGCAUCAUCCGGUUCACGUACAACACCAUUCGCCAGACGCUGCCGUCCGGAUUCUGGGCAAGCACCAAGUUCCUGUACACGGGCCUGGGAUUCACCGCCUUCAAGGAUGCCCUUGGCUUCUCCAUGUUCUUUGGCGUCUUUGAGGGCGUGCGACAUGUCGGCAAGUCUCUUGUGGCAGAGUUCUUCAACUCACAUGAGGAGCUUCAGCGGCGGCGGUCGCUGACAUUUACGCUGCUGAACGCCCUCGCUGUGAUCACGGCCGGGGCUGCAGCAGGCAUGGCGUACCAGGUCGUCAUCUUCCCGGUGGAAAACAUCCGUGCCAUGAUCGGCAACGCCGCCGCCGAGGCGGCCGUCUCGAAUGGCGACUGCGGCAACACGGCCAAGAUGCGAGCCGAGCGGCACAUGAGCCUCAGGGAUGUUGUGCGGCUCCUGCGGAACGAAGGCUUCAAGCCCUUUUACAGUGGCAUCCUGCCGCAUCUGAUCCGGGUGAUGCCUCCAAGCGCCCUCGGGUUGCUUGCCUACGAAAUCGCGAGCUCCCAGUUCUUUGACAACGAGGACAGCCUGGAAAACUGA